GAAUGUCAGUAGAAACAUUAAUGUGUUUCUGGCUCAGCAAAGCUUUAGGUAAGCGUCUUGUAGUUAUUCACUGCAACAGUGUUAUUCGGAUAUGACAGACAUUUUCCUUCGGGUUCCUACAAGAGUGAGGUAGUAAAAAAGAGGGGCUGGACUUGACGUUAGAUGUGGGAGGAGAAUGGGAGUAACCUAGACAGGCGUUCCUCCUACAUUUGUCCAUAGCGUACGGUAACAGCAGGGCAAGUAGAGUUUGGUCAGUGAGUGCAAGGAUGUGCUGGGUUUGUGUGCGCUACCGUUAGUCCUUGCAUCCCCAGUUCAUCCUUAGGGAUGUAGAUUCCUGCGCAUCAAGUGGGUUCCGAGCGUAGUUCCACAUGGAUUUAAGUGUGCUCCCUCAAGGGUUGUUGUAACUGCAGGGAUCAUCAUGGAUAUGAGCUCCUACCCUCUUAUGGAUUAUAAUGUGAUGGAUAUUUGGAUUUAAGUGGAUACAAUUGCGAUUUCCAAACAUUGUUCAGUUUCCAACUCUGCUGAGCAGAACGACAGCUUACUGCUUUCUCGCUACGCUAUUGUGUAACUGAAGUGGAGGUGGGCCCGCUCAAAGGAUUUGUGGCUGCCUGACUUGUGGGAAAUAUCGGUGUUUCGGGGAUGAUGAGAUCAUGAAGUCACCAGGAUGGGAGCGAACAAUGGCAAAUACGGCAGUGAGGGAAAAGGCAGCUCAAGCAUCUCAUCUGACUUGAGUUCAAGUACAGAUCACACACCUACCAAAGCCCUGAAAAAUGUGGCUACCAGUGAAGACUCAGACUUGAGCAUGCGUACACUUAGUACACCAAGUCCUGCACUCAUCUGCCCUCCAACUUUACAUGGAUUUCAGAAUGGAAGGGGAUCUUCCACCUCAUCGUCCUCCAUCACAGGGGAGACAGUUGCAAUUGUCCAUGCACCACCUCCUACACGACUGACCAAUCCUCUUAUACGAUUGGCCUCAAAGCAUCAGAAAGAGCAUGCAAGCAAUUACAGACUGCCUGAUCAAUGUAUCAUUCAGAUCUUCUCUUAUCUUUCUACUAAUCAACUGUGCCGCUGUGCUAGGGUGUGCCGGCACUGGUAUAACCUAGCUUGGGACCCGCGGCUUUGGAGGACGAUUCGACUGACUGGUGAAACAAUAAACGUGGACAGGGCUUUAAGGGUGUUGACCCGCAGACUUUGUCAGGAUACACCCAACGUCUGUCUUAUGCUGGAGACAGUAAUUGUAAGUCGCAGCAGGUGGCUCACAGAUAGAGGACUUUAUAUCAUUGCCCAGUGCUGCCCAGAACUGAGAAGACUUGAAUUAUCCAAUUGCUACAACAUCUCUAAUGAGGCAGUCUUUGAUGUGGUAUCAUUAUGCCCAAACUUGGAGUAUUUAGAUGUAUCAGGUUGUUAUAAGGUUACAUGUAUCAGUCUGACCCGUGAGGCAUCCAUCAAGCUAUCUCCAAUGCAUGGUAAGCAGAUAUCUAUUCGAUACUUGGAUAUGACGGAUUGCUUUGUCCUUGAAGAUGAAGGACUUCACACAAUUGCAGCUCACUGCACCCAACUGACUCAUUUGUACCUGCGCCGUUGCAUCCACAUUACGGACGAAGGCCUGCGAUAUAUUAUGAUAUACUGCACCUCCAUUAAGGAACUGAGCGUCAGUGACUGCCGCUUUGUGAGCGAUUUUGGUUUGCGCGAGAUUGCAAAGCUGGAGUCACGGCUGCGGUAUCUAAGCAUAGCCCACUGUGGCAGGAUAACAGAUGUAGGAGUCCGUUACAUUGCCAAAUAUUGCAGCAAGCUGCGCUACCUCAAUGCACGAGGAUGUGAAGGAAUCACAGACCAUGGGGUGGAGUACCUAGCGAAAAAUUGCACAAAACUCAAGUCCUUGGAUAUUGGAAAGUGCCCUCUAGUGUCUGACAUUGGCUUGGAGUUUUUAGCCUUGAACUGCUUUAACUUAAAGCGCCUCAGCCUUAAAUCUUGUGAGAGUAUCACAGGACAAGGGCUACAGAUUGUUGCAGCCAACUGCUUUGACCUACAGAUGCUGAACGUACAGGAUUGUGAAGUAUCAGUGGAUGCUCUACGGUUUGUCAAACGCCACUGCAAACGAUGUAUCAUUGAGCAUACUAAUCCUGCAUUUUUCUGACUGACAAUGUAUUAGAGCAAAGUGGUAGCUAAAAUAUCAAGAUGCAUAGCGUAAUGGAUAAAUAUGCAAAAAUUGCCAUAAUUAUGCCUACAGCAAAUUAUCCAUAGGUGGUUCAGUUUUGAUUGUGUAUAGUGUGAUUAAAAAAACCGGAAACCUUUUAAUGUAAUUAUUUGUCUCUACAGCUGAAAUAUUUAGCAAGACAAUUGUGUAUGUUCUAUAGGCAAGAGGGAAUGAUGUGGGACCAUUUUUGUACUUCCGGAUAACAAUAUUUUAAAGAAAUAUCUUUCUCCAUUGUCUGUUAUUAUUCCAGAACAAAAAGUAAUUUGAGUUUAGUUUUCCUUUGUCUAUGUGUGAUGUAGAGUUAUAUGUGGGUGAAUGCUGUAAUGAGAGAAAUGUUAUGAUCACCCAUCAGUUCUGUCUUCAGUUGCCUUUCUUAACUCAGUGAUUGGCAUUCAGCAAUUUGGUGUAACAAUUUUAAUGCCACUUCCCAUAUAAUCUAAGGUUACAGAAUAAAAGUGACGUAGUUCUGACACUA
Xenopus laevis (African clawed frog) is the source of this 2672-nucleotide messenger RNA. RefSeq names its product F-box and leucine-rich repeat protein 7 L homeolog (gene fbxl7.L). The transcript has 4 exons. The record is from RefSeq and is a predicted model, not a curated record. Bases 665 to 2137 code for a protein of 490 amino acids. Lineage: Eukaryota; Metazoa; Chordata; Amphibia; Anura; Pipidae.